CCCCCCCCGCCCCCGGACCUCCCCCGCCGGCGGGGAUGGCGCCGCUGACAGCGCCCGUGCGCGCCUGAGACGGCAGGGGCGAGCCCACGGCCGCCGCGGGAGGAGGAGGAGAGAUGAACCGCUUCCAGCCCGGGGUCGCGCUGCUGCUCUCGCUGCUGUGGGAGUGUACGGAAGCCAAAAAGCAUUGCUGGUACUUUGAAGGACUAUAUCCUACAUAUUAUAUAUGUCGCUCCUAUGAGGAUUGCUGUGGUUCAAGAUGCUGUGUAAGAGCUCUCUCCAUCCAGCGACUAUGGUAUUUUUGGUUCCUUUUGAUGAUGGGAGUUUUGUUCUGUUGUGGUGCUGGUUUCUUUAUCCGAAGGCGGAUGUACCCUCCUCCACUAGUAGAAGAACCUACUUUUAAUGUGUCUUACACCAGACAACCAGUCAACACUGCAUCAGGGUCACAACAACCUGGAGUGCCGUAUUACACAGAUCCAGGUGGACCUGCGAUGAAUCCCAUGGCUAUGGCUUUCCAUGUCCAGCCCAAUUCCCCACAAGGAAACCCAGUUUACCCACCCCCACCUUCCUACUGCAACACACCACCUCCCCCGUACGAGCAGGUGGUGAAAUCCUCCACGUGAGGACUCUCUGGCGCUCUGACCUGACUGUGUGAGAAGAAGGUGCCAUUGCAAAAUGACCAAGAUGGAGGGUAUCCGCCCAUUUGAACACUUGCUAGUUCUCCAAGUUCUCUCUCCCUCCCUUCCCUGCACCUUUCCUCAUUAAAGUUACUUGCAAAGGGGUAAUUUUUUAAAUUUUUUCUUUUUUUUUUUUUUUUUAGUAGAAGUGGAUUUUUUCUUUGUCCUCAAAAUGAGAGAAGUCGUCUUUGUAAUGCUUUUAAUGGAAACCUAUAUUUAAAACCUG
Messenger RNA from Gymnogyps californianus (California condor), 900 nucleotides. It is a transcript of the gene VOPP1, whose product is annotated as VOPP1 WW domain binding protein. Gene Ontology annotation, cellular component: cytoplasmic vesicle membrane. The record is from RefSeq and is a predicted model, not a curated record. The transcript has 5 exons. The coding region runs from base 114 to 620 and encodes 168 amino acids. NCBI's taxonomy places the organism in Eukaryota, Metazoa, Chordata, Aves, Accipitriformes, Cathartidae.